Molecule: messenger RNA, 1036 nt
Organism: Anopheles funestus (African malaria mosquito)
Lineage: Eukaryota; Metazoa; Arthropoda; Insecta; Diptera; Culicidae
Gene: Rpn12
Product: 26S proteasome non-ATPase regulatory subunit 8
Exons: 3
Coding region: 138-926 (262 amino acids)
Biological process (GO): proteasome-mediated ubiquitin-dependent protein catabolic process
Cellular component (GO): proteasome regulatory particle, lid subcomplex; nucleus; proteasome regulatory particle
Source: RefSeq, a predicted model, not a curated record
UGUCAGUUUUGACACGCAUGACACACACAAAUUUCGACGUAUCAUCUUACCAGGCAAGAAUACGUACGGAGGAAAGCAAAGCAACGAUUCGAUAAAUCUCUAAUUCCACACGCAACGGAAGCUACACGAGUGUCGAUAUGGAUAGCACGGUUGCAUUGUACAAACAGCUGAAGACGGAGUGGACCAAAUCUCCGAUCAAUCUGAAACUAUGUGGCACAAUUCUGGACAAACUAAAGGUAGCCCUUGCUGGAAUGUCCUACAUUCCCACAGGGAACACUCAGGCCAAUCAGCAGGAGUUACUCAUCGCCAGAGAUGUUCUCGAGAUCGGUGUGGAAUACAGCAUCGCGACCAAAAAUAUCCCGGCAUUUGAGCGUUACAUCCUGCAGUUGAAGUGGUUCUACUAUGACUACAACACAUUUAUUGGAGAGUCGAAGAACAAGUAUCAGCUGCUGGGAUUGAAUUUGCUGUUUCUGCUCUCUCAGAACCGGGUGGCCGAGUUUCACACCGAGCUAGAGCUGCUGCCUGCCGAUAUUAUUCAAACGAAUGCCUUCAUCCGGCAUCCGCUAGCCUUGGAGCAGUAUCUCAUGGAAGGGCGGUAUAACAAAAUCUUUCAAGCGAAGGGUAAUGUACCGGCGGAAAGCUACAACUUUUUCAUCGACAUCCUGCUGCAGACGGUUCGCAACGAGAUUGGUGCCUGCUUGGAAAGUUCGUACGAGCGCAUUUCCCUGCAAGAAGCUGCCAAGCGGUUGAACCUCAAGACGAAGGAGGAAGUGAAGCAGUUUGGUGAAAAGAAGGGCUGGAAAUUGAAUCCGGACGGUUUCUAUCACUUCGUGAACGAGCUAGCCAAACCGAAGGAACCGAUACCAUCCCAGGAGCUGGCUGAACAGGCGAUCAUGUAUGCACGGGAACUGGAAAUGAUCGUUUAAAUGGUCAGCGCUUUUGUUUGAUAACGUUUGAGAUACCUAUAGGAAACGCUUUCGAUGCGGGAUGUCAUUUCGAUUAUUUUUUUCCGAUCGGAAUAAACAAUACAAAGUAA